UCUGUUCCUGCCCUGACCGCUCACCAUGACCCAAGGAGGGACAUGUCUUCGCCGAAGAGGCGGGCCGUAUAAGACGGACCCCGCGACCGACCUGACGUGCUGGCGGCUCACCAACGAAGAAGGGCGGCAGAGGUGGAACUACUGGCCCGACGGCGGAGAGGCUGGAAGAGCCCAGAAUGGGUUGGAGGCCCAUUCUCUGGGCCUGGAUACUAGUAAAUUCUUCGAGGAUUUGCCCCCAGCGCAGACAGCCUGGGCAGGAGCUCUGAACGGGAUGCAGUUUUACUCUAAGCUGCAAGCAGAGGACGGUCACUGGACUGGGGAUUAUGGAGGACCUCUCUUCCUACUGCCAGGUCUCCUUAUCACGUGCCACGUGGCUAACAUCUCGCUGCCAGCGGGAUACAAAGAAGAGAUGAUUCGCUAUCUCCGGUCCGUGCAGCUUCCGGACGGCGGCUGGGGCUUGCACGUUGAGGACAAGUCUACGGUGUUUGGGACGGCCUUGAGCUACACUUCCCUGAGAAUCCUGGGCAUUGGCCCAGAUGAUCCGGAUUUAGUCCGAGCGAGAAACAACCUUCACAGCAAAGGAGGUGCUGUCGGUAUCCCUUCAUGGGGUAAAUUUUGGCUGGCCAUCCUGAAUGUUUACAGCUGGGAAGGAUUGAACACCCUCUUUCCUGAAAUGUGGCUGUUUCCCGACUGGGCCCCCGCCCACCCCUCAACGCUGUGGUGUCACUGCCGUCAGGUUUAUCUCCCCAUGAGCUACUGUUACGCGACACGGCUAGCCGCGAAAGAAGAUGAACUGGUUCAAAGUCUCCGACAGGAACUUUAUGUCCAGGAUUAUUCCAGCAUCAAUUGGCCAGCCCAGAGAAGUAACGUAGCAUCUUGUGAUAAGUACACACCACACAGCUGGCUGCUUACAGUUGUUUAUGCAAUACUUAACCUGUACGAAACCCACCACAGUUCCAGUUUGAGGAAGCGAGCCAUAGUCAAGCUGUAUGACCACAUCCAGGCCGACGACAGGUUCACCAAGUGCAUCAGCAUCGGCCCGAUUUCGAAGACCAUUAACAUGCUGGUUCGAUGGUAUGUGGACGGGUCAACUUCAUCCGUGUUCCAAGAACAUGUGUCCAGAAUUCCAGACUACCUGUGGCUGGGACUGGAUGGCAUGAAGAUGCAGGGAACUAAUGGCUCCCAGCUCUGGGAUACAGCAUUUGCCAUCCAAGCUUUCCUUGAGGCUGGUGCUCAAGACAGACCUGAACUAUUUUCUUGUCUGAAGCUUGCAUAUGACUAUCUUAAAAUUUCCCAGGUCCCAGAUAAUCCUCCUGACUACCAGAAGUACUAUCGCCAGAUGAACAAGGGGGGAUUCCCCUUCAGCACUCGGGAUUGCGGCUGGAUCGUUGCGGACUGCACAGCCGAGGGCCUGAAGGCCGCCAUGUUGCUGCAGGAGAAGUGUCCUUUCAUCACCGACCACAUUCCCGAGGAGAGACUAUGGGACGCUGUCAACGUGCUGCUGAGCAUGAGGAAUUCUGACGGAGGAUUCGCCACCUAUGAGACCAAGCGUGGGGGUCGGCUGCUGGAGCUCCUAAACCCCUCGGAGGUAUUUGGUGACAUCAUGAUAGACUACACCUACGUGGAGUGCACGUCGGCGGUGAUGCAGGCCCUGAAGCAUUUCCACCAGCGGUUCCCUGAGCAUCGAGCCCAGGAGAUCAAGGAAACUCUUCAGGAAGGAUUGAAUUAUUGCCGACAAGUACAGAGGACCGAUGGAUCUUGGGAAGGCUCCUGGGGGGUUUGCUUCACCUAUGGAACCUGGUUUGGGCUGGAAGCGUUUGCCUGCAUGCAGCAGACCUACAAUGGUGGGGCCGCGUGCGAGGAGGUGAGCCAGGCCUGUGACUUCCUGCUGUCCAUGCAGAUGGAGGAUGGAGGCUGGGGAGAGGAUUUUGAGUCCUGCGAGCAGCGGCGAUACGUGCAGAGCGCCAAAUCCCAGAUCCACAACACCUGCUGGGCCCUGCUAGGCCUCAUGGCUGUCAGGUAUCCUGCUGUUGGGGUUCUGGAAAGGGGCGUCAAAUGUUUACUUGACAAGCAGCUAUCCAAUGGUGACUGGCCCCAGGAGAACAUCUCUGGUGUAUUCAAUAAGUCCUGUGCUAUCAGCUACACAUCGUAUAGGAAUAUCUUUCCCAUCUGGACCCUGGGACGGUUCGCACACCUUCAUCCCGAAAGCCCUCUCUCAGGCAGGCUGGUGAUGUGAAGAAUCAGCAGACAAGAUCGUGGCCAAGGACGCGGCUCCCAGUGCCCUAAAAACCCAGAAGCAUCAUGGCAAUCCUUGCCAGAUAGAUUUUCUUGGCCAGUGGAUAGGGAUAGAAGAUCCGUUCAAGGUUGUUGGUCCUUAAAAUUAGCUUUUCCAUCAAUGGUCCAUGUGUAGGCCCUUAGCCAGCUCAUGUUUAACAUUAAUUGUUGCUUUGUCAUGGCACAGAACUAUACCGUGCGUUAAGACAAAUCACUGUGGUGUGGUUAAUCUUUGAUAAAUAGAACCUCUUUCUUGAAAAUUCAGCUGUGGUGGGAGAACAGAUUUUUUCUUUUAAAUCCCAGGCUAGAGAAAGUAGAGGAGAGUAAGUUACAAGGUCUUUGUUAUCCCUUUCUUUGGUUUUGAAAUAUGGAAUGUUUUCCCUCACCUCCCACCCCUUUCUUUACUUCCUCCUGGGUUUUCACUCCUGACCGUAAAGGCUUCUGUUGUGGCCCGAGGCACUCAGGGCAACAGCAAGUGAUAAUGGUAACUUGGAAUAAUUUUUUUUUCUCUUCCUAAAGUUUGAUUUCCCUUCAUUUGUUCUUUUAUAGUGAAUACCGGAGAAAGCUCCCAGGAGCUCCAGUGAAAGGAGCUCCAUACAAAUAUGAGUGUCUGCAAGAGAUGUCAAGGCACAUAACAGUAAUGGGGUGGGUGCUGUUCCUCCCUGAUUUAUGGCAUUGAGGGAUUCCUGAAAGGAAUUGUCAGAGGGAUGGUCUGGAGAAUCUGGCCCUGCCUCCUGAGGUAUUUCUCAGGUAAUAAUACGAAGUUGACAGCCUUCCAGAAUUCACUUUCUUGUUCCCCUUCCUGCAGCCCUAUUUAAUGGCAUGGCAGGGAUCCCUUCUCUUGGCAACCACGCUGCGUCCCACACCUCUAGAUUUAGACUUCUUUGAUUGAUGGGUUCCGUGGCCCAGUAGACAAAAUAAAGGACUGAGGACGUCA
Molecule: messenger RNA, 3211 nt
Organism: Tachyglossus aculeatus (Australian echidna)
Lineage: Eukaryota; Metazoa; Chordata; Mammalia; Monotremata; Tachyglossidae
Gene: LSS
Product: lanosterol synthase
Exons: 22
Coding region: 26-2236 (736 amino acids)
Biological process (GO): triterpenoid biosynthetic process; cholesterol biosynthetic process
Cellular component (GO): lipid droplet
Molecular function (GO): lanosterol synthase activity
Source: RefSeq, a predicted model, not a curated record